This is a messenger RNA of Solanum tuberosum (potato), 789 nucleotides long. RefSeq names its product phosphoglycerate kinase, chloroplastic. The record is from RefSeq and is a predicted model, not a curated record. Gene Ontology annotation, molecular function: ATP binding; ADP binding; phosphoglycerate kinase activity. Gene Ontology annotation, biological process: glycolytic process; gluconeogenesis. NCBI's taxonomy places the organism in Eukaryota, Viridiplantae, Streptophyta, Magnoliopsida, Solanales, Solanaceae. Gene Ontology annotation, cellular component: cytosol.
AGGAAAAAAUGAAGAUAUGUUUGGGGCUUGGAAAUUAAACCUCAACCCCAAACUCAACGAUAAGAAAAAUCCUUUUGACGCCUACUUCCAACCUCUAGUAUAAUAUAAUACAUAUCUCUCUUCGCCACUCUCUGUCUGCGGCCACAAACACAAAAGAGAAAGAGAUAUGGCAUCAGCUACUGCUUCCCACACUUUCUGCGGCAUUCCCACCACAUCAUCAUCCUCUACCACCAACAGGUCUACCACCCAUUCCUCUGCUCGCUUCCUCCUCAAAACUCCUCUCCGCCGCCUCGGUUUCGCCGGCGCUGUCGCUGAUCCUCUCUUCACCAACCACGUCGCAACCAAGCUCCGAUCUCUCAAGGCCUCCUCCAAUCCUGUUAGGGCCGUUGUCUCCAUGGCCAAGAAGAGCGUUGGAGACCUUAGCUCUUCCGAUUUGAAGGGCAAGAAAGUCUUCGUCAGGGCUGAUUUGAAUGUCCCACUUGAUGAUGCACAGAACAUUACUGAUGACACUAGGAUUAGAGCUGCCAUCCCUACCAUCAAACACUUGAUUGCCAAUGGGGCUAAAGUUAUUCUCUCCACUCACUUGGGAAGGCCAAAGGGAGUCACUCCUAAAUACAGCUUAGCACCGCUUGUCCCCAGGCUAUCUGAACUACUUGGAAUCCAGGUUGUAAAGGCUGAUGAUUGCAUUGGUCCAGAAGUUGAGAAGUUGGUUGAUUCACUUCCAGAGGGCGGUGUUCUUCUUCUUGAGAAUGUAAGAUUCUACAAGGAGGAAGAGAAGAAUGAACCUGA